CUCUUUGUCUCUCUGCGUGCCUCUGUCUCCAUCUCUGUGUUUCUCUGUCCCUGUGUCUGACUCUACAUUUCGGUUUGUGUCUCUACUGUGGCCUCUGUGUCUGUGUUUCCUCUGUAUCUCGUGUCUCUGUUUCUCUCUGCAGUCCUCUCUUCAUCUGUCACUCUUAAUCCCUAGUCUCUACUUCUCUAAAUCUCUGUGUCCUUCUCUCUCUUUCUGCGUCUCUCUGUCUCUCUCGCAUCUCUUUCCCGCUCUCUGAAUUUCUCUGUGUGCCCAUUUUCUGGGCUUUCCCUCUGGUCCCUAUCUCCCUCCUAAGCCUUUUUCUGGACUUGGAGCUCCGCUUCCGUCUCCCGCAGGGCCAGUGGGGUCGUCCUGCCCUCGGUUCCUGCCUCCUAUGUGGCUUUGGCGCAGGCAGGGCGGGCGGCUUAGUGGACCGCUGGCGCCCCCGUGUGGCCUGCGGGGGUUGUCGGGAGAGGCUGGGGGCUAAAUGUGAGCGCCAGAAGGGGUGUGUGCGGAACAGCUGCGGUGUCUGUGGGUGACUCCGGGAGGCUGUGCGAGUGUGUACUUCCCUGAGAUGGUUUGUGACCCUGGAAGAUUAACAAGUGUGCACUGCCGUGAGAUGGUGUAUGACUGUGUUUGGCUGUAUGACAUUGUGUGUGAUGAGUGUGAUGAGGAGUGAUUGAAAGGGACUGCAUGUGUGACAUUAUCAGUGAUACUGAGAGACUGUGGGUGAUCAUGUGUGGCAUUGUGAGGGUGGGUGUGAGUGGGUGUGAGAAACACUCUUUGGGGGACUGUAUGUAACACGGAGGGGCCUAUGUGGAGUGAGAGAUUGUGUGUGAUGGUGCAUGUGAGAGGGCAGUGCGUGCAACAGAGUGAGCAUGUGAGCGCUGUGUGCAUCACACGGGCAGACUGUGUGAGAGAGGGUGAGACUGAUGACUGGAAUACGUAGAGAGACGUGUGAGCAGGCAUCGUGAGAGGUUUGGAGGGGGCUGGGGUGUAAUAGACUGUAUGCCUGAGUGUGCAUCUGUGUGAGGCACUCAGGUAGAAGAGUGAGGGAGACCUUGUGUGUGUAAGUGUGCAAUGCUGGGACAUUGUUGUGUGAGCACAAAUGAGACCGUGUGUGGUACACACUGUGAGUCCCAUACACAAUGGCGUAUACAUGUGAAACACUGUGAGAUUCUGUGACACACUGAGCCAUCACGUGUAACUAUGUCUGACACCAAGAGAUGGGAUAUGUGCAUGUGACAGAGACAGACUCUAUGAGGCUGUGUGUGGAGGGCAUGUGUUAGAUGUGUGUGACUCUGAGAGAUUGUGCUGGAAUGUGUGUGACCACAGUGCAUGUCACUGGAUAGUUGACCAUGUGUUACUAGGAAAUACUAUAAAACAGUUUGUGAUAGUACUUGGCAGGGAGGGUGCAUGGGUAAUUAGAUGUCACCGUGUGAGGCACUGAGAAAGUGUGUGUGAGGCUUUGCUAGGGUGUGAAACUGAGAGAAUUUAAAUUGCGCAUGAAUGUGUGUGACUUUUGAGAGAUUGUGUGUGACACUGUGACAUACUACUGGUACAUUUGACACUCUCAGAUAGUUUAUUUGACUGGGCAGUCAUGGGAGCUGCUAUUUUUGAUGGUGUGCUACACUGUGAGUGACUGCGUGGCAUUGUGAACGACCGUGGAUGUUGUGUUGAGCACAGGUCAUUCAUGAGACUGUGCCACCAUGUGACACAGCAUGACAGGAUGCUUCACUGUGUAAGGCACUCCCUGUGAGAGUCUGUAUGUUUUUGGCAGGGGUCCAUCUGUGAUAGGGUAACACGGAGGUGACAAGUGUGAACCCGUGUGAUAGGGUGAGAAAGUAUGUGUGACAGAGUGAGAGGCUGUGUGGGGCACCCGGGGAGGGUUUAUGUGACCGUGUAAUAAUUGCAGCAGGGCAUGGGGGCACACCUAGAGAGACUGUCUUUUCUUAUGACUGUGAGAGACACAGAGAGGGAGAGAGAGACAUAGGGAGAGAGACAAAGAGGGGCCCAGACAGACAGAGAGGAAGACCCAGAGAGACAGCUCCAAGGUGGGGCAGAAGGCGGUGGCUGGCGGCAGGAGGCGGGUCCUCAGGGGCUGCGCCCCAGGGGAGGGGGCGGGGCGGGCUGGGGGCUCCCAGACGCUGCCUCCCAGCCUCUGCCACCGUGCGCCAUCCCAGCCCUGAGCAGCAACAGAUCUGAAUUCUCAGUUCUCCCUGGAGCCACCACUAAUUGGCCUGGGGAGGGGCCCCCUCCUGGUGCAUACUCCAUCCUCAGAGGGUUACCCGGGCCACCUCUACCAGCCCCACCUCUGGAUCCAGAAGUGUCCUAACCUACUCUACGCCCACCCACCCCCUUCAAUUCUCGCCCAGCUUUUAACCCCUUCCCCACCACAGCCAUGUCCAACAACAUGGCCAAAAUCGCCGAGGCCCGCAAGACGGUAGAACAACUGAAGCUGGAGGUGAACAUCGACCGCGUGAAGGUGUCCCAAGCAGCCGCGGAGCUCCUGGCUUUCUGCGAGAUGCACGCCAAAGACGACCCGCUGGUGACGCCGGUACCCGCCGCUGAGAACCCCUUCCGUGACAAGCGUCUCUUUUGUGUACUGCUCUAAGCCCUCCCGACAGCUUACCCUGUCCUGCCAAAAUAUGAAUCCAAUAAACUUGGUG
Messenger RNA from Nycticebus coucang (slow loris), 2666 nucleotides. It is a transcript of the gene GNG8, whose product is annotated as G protein subunit gamma 8. The transcript is spliced from 4 exons. The record is from RefSeq and is a predicted model, not a curated record. Bases 2399 to 2611 code for a protein of 70 amino acids. Gene Ontology annotation, biological process: G protein-coupled receptor signaling pathway. Gene Ontology annotation, cellular component: heterotrimeric G-protein complex. NCBI's taxonomy places the organism in Eukaryota, Metazoa, Chordata, Mammalia, Primates, Lorisidae. Gene Ontology annotation, molecular function: G-protein beta-subunit binding.